AUGACGAGUACGCGAGCGACAGCCGUCGAAGUACCUUUGAUUUGGAAACAUGUCAACCUAACACUGACAAUACCCUCGUCUCAAUUUCAAUUGAUUCAAUCGCAGAAGGAUGCUUUUCUCCAAUGUCUAGCGAUCAAAGAAGGAGAGAAUGAGGCCGGACCAGGUUCAGCGCUGGAAUUGUGCUUGAAAUAUGUCGAGUUCCUCAUCCGACAACAAUCUUCACGGUCGGCCCUGGUCGCUGUGCUACGAGCAUUUGAGUCUCGGUUCUUGCAAGAUGACGAAGAUAUCCACUCCAAGAUUCUUCACUCCAUUUCAGCUCCCAAGAGUCGGCAGUAUUACCUGUCAGUGUAUUAUCGCGCGGUCGAAUUUGCUGGCAACGGGGAGCUCGAGAAUCACAUCUUUCCUGCGCGCACCCGGAUGAGCGCGUUGUUUCAGCAUGCUCAAACCAACAGAUUUCACCUACUAGCAGUAUUUGGAGGACAGGGAGAAGCAAGUCGAACAUGCAUUCAGGAGCUGAUAGAUCUUCACGCUACCUACAAGCCAAUGUUACAUUCUUUCUUCGGCACGGUCGGCGAUCUGCUCAACAAGCUUUCAAAUCUCCCAGAGUGCCUCUCCUACUUUGGCGCGCAGCCCCUAGAUUUGUGUGCCUGGCUCAAUAAUGGCGCAGCUAUCCCAGACAGUAUUCGUGUUGCUCAAGCCCCGAUCAGCGUUCCGGUGAUAGGAGUACUGAGCCUGGCUCGAUACUGUGUCACAUGCAAACUUCUAGGCUUACACCCUGGCGAGUUGCGUGCGUUGCUCAGAGCCACAACUGGCCACUCGCAGGGACUUUUAAUCUCAGCAGUCGUAUCAAUGUCGGAUUCUUGGGAGUCCUUUUAUGAGAAUAGCGGCCUAGCAGUUGAAGCGCUUUUUUGGUUGGGUUGGGAAUGUCAUCGAAGCGCACCGAGCACUCUUGCACCACAUGCACUCAGUGACUAUGCAGACGACUGUAGCAUGCCAUCCCACAUGCUCAGCGUGCGAGGGUUGAAAGUGACACAGCUCGAGUCGAUAAUAGAACAUAUCAAUCGAGUUCUGCCUUCACAAGGGCAGGUACAUAUGGCGUUGAUCAACGCUCGCGAUCAGUUCGUGGUGGCCGGCCCGUCCACGUCUCUGGUGCACCUUCAAAGCUACCUGAUGAAGAUUGUCAGUUCUGACGAAGAUCAAAGUCGGAUCCCCUUUAACAGCAGAAAACCAUCAAUCCAGACUAGCUUUCUACCCAUAAGCACACCCUUUCACACCCCUUUUCUUACCGAUGCCGGAAAUGCACUCAAGAAACGACUCUCAAGGCACCAGAUAGUAUCCGAGGAUCUCAAACUCCCAGUAUAUCACACAAACACAGGCCAAGAUUUACGGGAGACCAAGGGGAACUUGCUUCAUACCAUAUUCGAUGCCAUCGCGCGGGAGCCUUGCGAUUGGCCUACGGCACUGAUGGGCUCAUUUCAGUCGCCAAAUCCCACCCAAACUGCAUCUCAUAUCAUUGUCUUUGAUCGCGGUGGAUUGGGCCCGUUGGUGAAGAAGGUCCAGGAAGGAAGAGGCAUCCGGGUCAUUCAAGCUAGCGACCUUGACUCCCGCGAUGCUGAGAUUGGGACCAUGCGCGACCUUUUCUCGCCACGCCUCCUAGAAACAUCGACAAGAAUUCAGAGCUGGAGCCAGCGUUAUCAGCCGCGGUUGGCAAAUGGAGGCACGGUUGCUCUUGAGACACGCCUGAGCCGCUUGCUGGGUUCGCCUCCAAUCAUGGUGGCUGGCAUGACACCAACCACUGUGCAUUGGGAUUUUGUUGCCUCCAUCAUGAACGCUGGCUAUCAUGUCGAACUGGCUGGCGGAGGAUACUACAAUAGAUCUGAGAUGACAGCGGCAAUAACGAAGCUGGUCGACAACAUUCGUCCUGGUCGUGGAGUCACCUGCAACCUUAUCUAUGCAAAUCCGCGGGCGAUGAGUUGGCAGAUAGCAAUGCUACGUCGAUUGUCGCAGGAUCGAAUUCCAAUUGACGGGCUCACGAUUGGUGCAGGCGUGCCUUCAGCGGAGGUUGUUUCGGAGUAUAUCCGAACACUCGGACUACGUCAUAUCAGUUUCAAACCGAGUUCAGUAGCUACAAUCCGACAAGUGGUGGAAAUAGCUAAGACACAUCCUGACUUCCCCGUCAUUUUACAAUGGACGGGGGGUCGAGGUGGAGGUCAUCACUCGUAUGAAGACUUCCAUGCUCCGAUUUUGAGCACGUACGGCAUCAUCCGACAGCAGCCGAACAUCUACCUAGUCGCUGGCAGCGGCUUCGGUGAUAGUGACAGCAUAUAUCCGUACCUUACGGGACAAUGGUCUGUUUCGCAUGGCUAUCCGUGUAUGCCCUUUGACGGGAUCCUGCUGGGAAGUCGUCUGAUGGUGGCCCGGGAAGCACAUACCUCUCCUGCCGUGAAAAGAGUCAUCACAAACACUCCUGGCGUGCCGGAUAGCGAGUGGUCACGAACAUACCAUGAGCCUGCGGGAGGAAUUCUUACCGUCCAGUCAGAGAUGGGCGAACCCAUUCACAAGGUUGCCACUCGAGGUGUGCGUCUCUGGGCGGACAUGGACCAAACCGUGUUCAAGCUACCCAGAAAGGAUAGAGUAGCAUACUUGCGCGAAAAUCGGAAGUCCAUCAUACAACGUCUGAACUCCGACUUCGCAAAGCCUUGGUUUGGUCGAGAUUCUCACGGUGCUGUGGUGGAGCUGGAAGACAUGACCUAUGCUGAAGUACUCCAUCGCAUGGUUGAUCUGAUGUACGUCCGUCAUCAAAGGCGAUGGAUAGACCCUUCUUAUGCCAGCUUCACCUUGAACAUGGUCAUUCGGACCCUAGAGCGGUUGCCAUAUUCUUCACUGGCUCAACGUGUCGAUCUUUCCCGGACAGUAGUCUUAGAGAGUCCAGAGCUGUGCCUCCAGUCGGUCUGUGAAGUGUGCCCUGCAGCCCAAGACGAAGCUCUCAAUCCAGAAGACGUCUCGUUCUUUCUUCAGGAAACAAAAAGGGCUGAUCAGAAACCUGUUAACUUCAUACCAGCUCUCAAUGAGGACUUCGAGUGGUAUUUCAAAAAAGACUCGCUCUGGCAGGCUGAGGACGUUGAAGCUGUACCUGAUCAGGAUCCUGAGCGAGUUUGUAUUCUGCACGGGCCUGUGGCUGCACAAUACUCGGUUGACCGCAAUGAAUCUGCCCAAGAGAUAUUGGACGGCAUUAUAGGCGGAGUCAUCGAACGCUUCCAGCGCGAGACCUGCUGCGAAGAGUCAAUUUCGAGCUCAGCUAGCGGUCUCGCCACCCCCGACAGUUGGUCGUCGAUUGCCGGAUUACGGGAGAUAGCGGUUUAUGAUAUAUCGAUUCCUACGUCCAGUUCGACCUCUGACGCUCAUGAUGACCGGUCAGUACAUGUUUCGGCAGCCGGGUUAAGCUUGUCUCGAAGCCUGCCUCUGUGGAUUCACGCAGUAUUCGAAGCCCCAAUCCUGCUGCAGAACCGACGGCGCGAAAGGAAUCCCUUCCAGCAUUUCAUCGCAGCAAAUCCUGACGCAGUAUUUCACUAUGACCCGGAUCGAGGUGAAAUAUCGGUCUGCGUUCAGGAUGCAUGCCGGGUCACUUCCUCCAUGAAGCUUUCUAGUCCGAACGGCGUAAACAUUGUGUUGGAAUUAUAUCCCCCUCAGGUACUCGAGCCACUGCGAUUGCUCUACCGGUUCGACCCUGGCAUUGUACCUUUUAGCCUGAGCGAGAUCAUGGAGCAGAGGAAUGCUCGAGUCAAAUCAUUCUAUAGCCGAUUAUGGUUUGGAGAAGAUGUCUCUACGACUGGCAGUAUCCAUGAUACGUUUUACGGGAAAGAGAUGACACUUACCGAGCAAGUGCUCCAAGACUUGAUUGCGUCUGUUGGCCCGGCUUUCCCGGAUUCUAGACUUGUCUUUCCCGACUCAGAAGUCCUGCCUAUUAGCAUUGCAGUUGUGAUCGUCUGGGAUGUUCUCACCAAGCCAUUGGUUCUCCGGGACGUGGGCGGGGACCUGAUGCGACUGGUCCAUCGGUCAAACACGUUUGAGUACAGCCCAGAUGUGUCCAUGCUCCGUGUCGGUGAUAUCGUGAGCUCACAAUCACAGGUCCGAGCCUUGUAUGUGGAGGAUGCAGGCAUGGUUGUUGUUGUCGAGGCGCAGAUUAUGCGCUCGAGCAACCCAGUUCUUACAGUCACGUCAAGCUUCCUGUUUCGGGGAACUUUCAGAGAAGAGAAGGAACUCUUCAGACGAAUCCAGGAGCCGGAACGCAGGCUCAAGGUGGACAGUGAGCUUGAUGAGACCGUGCUUCGACGCCGCGACUGGUUUUAUGUCGAGGAUGAGACAAUAUCCCUCGCGGGUAAAACCCUUUUGUUCAAGCUGCAUAGCCAUAUCAUCCAUAAAGAGCAUGGGAUGCAGGGACUCCGAGUCGCAGGAACCGCUAGCGCGCAGCUUGGCGGAUACACAUGGAAGGAGGUAGGCACGGUGAAUUACAGCUGCGACAGUUGUAUUGGCAACCCGGUGCUCGAAUUCCUGGAUCGCCGAGGGAGUCUGGCGUCCUCGGAGGUAGAACUCAAGCAUCCGGGAUGGGCGGGCUUGUCCUCUCUUGAAGUGCAGAUGCCGCCGAGUAAUCAGCCAUACGCCAACAUGUCGAAAGAUUUCAAUCCUAUUCAUGUGUCUGCCAUCUUCGCCUCUUUGGCUGACCUUCCUGGAACUCUGACCCAUGGCAUGUGUACUUCCGCCGUCACAGUGGCAGCCUUCGAGCAUCUCGCUCUCCAUGGCAAUAGACGCCGUCUUCGAUCAUUCACGGCCACCUUCACGGGCAUGGUCAUGCCCCUCGAAAAGCUGGACAUCGCAAUCCGGCACACCGGGAUGGUUGAGGGACGCAUGUGCUUUGCGAUUGAUGUUACUCGCAAGGAGGGCGGGGAAAAGGUCCUGGAAGGCCGAGCCACUGUAGAUCAGCCGGCUACCGCGUACCUUUUUACAGGUCAAGGCAGCCAAAGCAAGGGGAUGGGGAUGGACCUUUACGAGUCGAGUCCCGUGGCGAAAGCUUUGUGGGACGAGAUCGAUGCGCAGCUCUAUGCAUCAUACGGGUGGUCUGUGCUGGGCAUUGUGCGCAAUAACCCGACGGCAAUCACGGUGCAUUUCGGUGGUCAACGAGGCCGCAAGAUCCGCCAGAAUUACCUGUCGAUAACGACGGAGACCGUCCUUCCCGAUGGCACCCGCACUGAGGCACCGGCCCUUCCGGGUCUCACGUCUCGUUCCCCCUCAUAUACGUUUACCGACCCGAGAGGUCUAUUGUACUCGACUCAAUUCGCGCAGCCAGCGAUUCUGUUAUUUGAAGUAGCGGUGAUCGCCGAUCUGCGGAGCCAUGGGUAUGUAUCGCCAGACGCAGUGUAUGCCGGCCAUUCGCUGGGAGAGUAUGGGGCAUUGUCGGCCCUUUCACCGUCGAUUCCCAUGGGGGCGCUGGCGGAGUUGUCUUUCUACCGAGGGGUGAUGAUGCAGGCGUCGGUGGCACGGGGGGAGCAGGGCGCAGCGUACGGGAUGCUGGCGGUCAACCCCACACGGGUAGGCAAGUUCUUCGAUUCUGAUGCAUUAGGCAGGCUGGUUGAGGCGAUCGCUGCGGCGAGCCACGAGCUACUGGAGAUUGUCAAUUACAACGUCCGGGGGGAACAAUACGUGUGUUCAGGAACAGACACCAACCUCUGGGUGCUGGGCAAGGUUCUGGAUGGGCUUUCCCAGUCGGCCAACGGGAGCGAACAGGUCGCAGAGAUGAUGAGGGGCGCGACCGCGGCGAGAAGUAUUGAUAUCACGAUCCAGGAUCUCCUGACCGCGGCACACGGUCUGGCCAAGCCCAUCCAGCAACAGCGGGGGGUGGCGAGUAUUCCGCUGCAGGGGAUCGAUGUUCCGUUUCAUUCGAGCCAUUUGAAGUCGACGGUGGAUCGAUUCCGACAGUGCCUGCUCAAACCCGGGUUGUUGGAGGGGAAGGUGAACAUGGCCGACCUGGAAGGGCGAUAUAUUCCGAAUCUCAUGGCGAAGCCGUUUUCGGUGAGUGAGGAGUAUGUUCGUGAGGCGUAUGCGAUGACUCAGAGUCCGAUUCUGGGGGAGAUCUUGGGGAUGCCGGCAUAG
Aspergillus saccharolyticus JOP 1030-1 is the source of this 6147-nucleotide messenger RNA. Its product is annotated as beta subunit of fatty acid synthase. NCBI's taxonomy places the organism in Eukaryota, Fungi, Ascomycota, Eurotiomycetes, Eurotiales, Aspergillaceae. Gene Ontology annotation, molecular function: fatty acid synthase activity; [acyl-carrier-protein] S-acetyltransferase activity; enoyl-[acyl-carrier-protein] reductase (NADH) activity. The record is from RefSeq and is a predicted model, not a curated record. Gene Ontology annotation, cellular component: fatty acid synthase complex. Gene Ontology annotation, biological process: long-chain fatty acid biosynthetic process. The transcript is spliced from 4 exons. The coding region runs from base 1 to 6147 and encodes 2048 amino acids.